Sinocyclocheilus grahami is the source of this 2495-nucleotide messenger RNA. Its product is annotated as RNA-binding protein 39-like. The coding region runs from base 11 to 1618 and encodes 535 amino acids. The record is from RefSeq and is a predicted model, not a curated record. The transcript has 15 exons. Gene Ontology annotation, molecular function: RNA binding. Gene Ontology annotation, biological process: mRNA processing. Gene Ontology annotation, cellular component: nucleus. NCBI's taxonomy places the organism in Eukaryota, Metazoa, Chordata, Actinopteri, Cypriniformes, Cyprinidae.
UGUAAAAUGUAUGUUGCUUUUUCAUAUUCAGCAGGUCAGAAUGGCGGAUGACUUCGACGUUGAGGCCAUGCUGGAAGCUCCUUAUAAGAAGGGUGAAAGCAAGUCCUCUAGCGCCGAUGGUCAUAAUGAGGAACGCAGCAAAAAGAAAAGACGCAGCGGCAGUCGUAGUCCGAGCCCAGGUCGGCAGGGGAGUAGAAGCGGGGGCCACAAGAAGAGCCACGAGCGACGCAGGAGCCGUAGCCGCGAGCAGAAACUUUCACGGAGCAGAGAACAGAAGCGGUCGCGAUCCCGCAGCAAGGAUCGGGGUGGACGUUAUCGUGGACGCAAAACCCCCUUUAUGGGGCCGAAAUUAAAUGGUGGUCCCGGAGGGAAGAUCGGCCCACAACAUUUCACCAAACACAGUCGCAGGCGCUCUCGGAGCAGAAGCCCGUUUAAGAAGGACAAAAGCCCUGUCAGACAACCUUUAGAUAAUCUGAGCCCAGAGGAGAGAGACGCCCGUACAGUGUUCUGCAUGCAGCUCGCUGCCAGAAUUAGACCCAGAGAUCUGGAAGAUUUCUUCUCUGCAGUGGGAAAAGUUCGUGACGUAAGGAUGAUCUCGGAUAGAAACUCUCGGAGGUCGAAGGGCAUUGCCUACAUUGAGUUUGUGGAGGCGACAUCGGUACCGCUGGCGAUCGGCCUGACGGGGCAGAGGGUUCUGGGAGUGCCUAUCAUAGUCCAGGCUUCACAGGCUGAGAAGAACAGGGCAGCAGCCAUGGCCAGCAUGCUUCAGAGAGGUGGUGCAGGACCCAUGCGGCUGUAUGUGGGCUCCCUGCACUUCAAUAUAACUGAAGACAUGCUCAGGGGCAUUUUUGAGCCGUUUGGAAAGAUUGAGGGCAUCCAGCUAAUGAUGGACAGUGAGACUGGCAGGUCGAAAGGAUACGGAUUCAUAUCAUUUGCAGAUGCAGAAUGUGCUAAAAAAGCCCUGGAGCAGCUAAAUGGUUUCGAGCUUGCGGGGCGGCCAAUGAAGGUGGGUAAUGUUACAGAGCGUUCGGAUGCCUCGUCUGCAAGUUCCUUCCUGGACAAUGAUGAACUGGAGAGAACUGGCAUUGACUUGGGCACAACAGGUCGACUUCAGCUGAUGGCAAGACUCGCAGAAGGUACAGGACUGCAGAUUCCUGCUGCUGCUAAGCAGGCCUUACAGAUGAGCGGCUCUGUGGCAUUUGGAAAUCUGGCAAAUGCCUUAACCACACAACCUCUUGUCCCCAAUCCCGGGAUGAACCAAGCUAUGAACCUUCCAAGUCAGCCACUGGCUACGCACUGUUUGCAGCUCUCCAACAUGUUCAGUCCACAGACGGAAAACGAUCCUGGCUGGGACCUGGAGAUAAAGGAUGAUGUCAUCGAAGAGUGCAGAAAACACGGAGGCAUUGUUCACAUAUACGUCGACAAGAACUCUGCUGAAGGAAAUGUUUAUGUAAAGUGUGCAACCAUCCCAGUAGCAAUGGCUGUUGUAAGCGCCCUGCACGGUCGGUGGUUUGCAGGUAAAAUGAUCACAGCUGCCUACGUGCCUCUCCCUGCGUACCAUAACCUGUUUCCAGAUGCUGCCACAGCCACAGAGCCCCUGAGGCCCAUGCACCGGUGAUCCACGGAGUGACCCCUGCUUCGUCUGGAUCCGUACGCUUACCCUACAACCCCUUCCCAAAUGAACAGAGGCAGUCCUUUCAUGGAGGGCCGUCUAAUGUAUGGAGUUGGACUGUAUUUUCAUAUUAUAUUUUAGCAGGGGUGUUGUUCUGCGGUUAGAAUCACCUUCUCUGCGUUUCGCAAGCUUCAGACCAGCUCUCAGCUACAGUGGUCUAUUGAUAAGUGAAAACCUGUAACAUCGUCGCCCUCUCUAGAUGAGCUCUUGACUCCCGAAAACCGGUUUUGAAGGAGAUUCUGGCGUUUUUUGAAAGGUAUUUGAGCAUCUUUCUGUUUGUUUGAUUUUUCUUGUAAGGUUUCUUUCUCUGUUUGGUCUUCAAGUCAAAGUUUUCAUCAGUCUUCAUCUUUCAAUGACAUUCAUUUUCCUUUGUUUCUUCAUUUUUAAGUAACAAAAGACAACAAAAAAAAAGAUUUUUUUUUCUGCAGUCUAGUUGAGCUGUUUAGCUUUCUAAAACAUCUUUGAAUUUAUAACUUUUCAUAAUCAAGAAUAGAUUUUUCUAAAAUCUUCUACUGAUUAAAUGACUUUCACAACACUGUGUAAAAAUGAGUUCUGUCUUUGUAUUGAUGCUGUUAUUAAGGGUUGAUAGACAUGUUUUAUUACGAGCAGAGCACCUCUAGAGGGAGAUGUUAGUAUGUUUUACAGUCUAGUUUAUUGAAUAAUGAAGUGUUAAAGGGAUAAUUCACAAAAAUAAAAAUUGUCUUAAUUUACUCACCUAAAUGUUGUUUCAAACCUUUAUGACUUCUGUGAAACAUUGAAGCUAUUUUGAGAAAUUAUUAUAAUUUCUUUUAAUUUAAUCACCGAAGCUGUUUGGUUACAGACA